GACACCAAGGUUCCAUUCUGUCUGCAGUCCUGCGUCAAGCCGCUGAAAUACGCUAUUGCCGUUCACGACCACGGCACCGAGUACGUUCACCGCUUCAUCGGCAAAGAGCCCAGCGGUCUGCGAUUCAACAAGCUCUUCCUGAACGAGGAGGAUAAACCACACAACCCCAUGGUUAAUGCCGGCGCUAUCGUCUGCACCUCCCUCAUUAAGCAAGGGGCCAGCAACGCUGAAAAGUUUGAUUAUGUCAUGAACUUCAUGAACAAACUGGCGGGAAACGAGUACGUGGGCUUCAGCAACGCCACUUUCCAGUCGGAGCGCGAGUCUGGAGACAGAAACUUUGCCAUCGGCUACUACCUGAAGGAGAAGAAGUGUUUUCCAGAGGGCACAGACAUGACGUCCAUCCUGGACUUCUACUUCCAGCUGUGUUCCAUCGAGGUGACCUGUGAGAGCGCCAGUGUCAUGGCAGCGACUCUGGCCAACGGCGGCUUCUGUCCAAUCACAGGCGAGCGCGUGCUGAGUCCAGAGGCCGUGCGAAACACCCUGAGUCUGAUGCAUUCCUGCGGCAUGUACGACUUCUCUGGGCAGUUUGCUUUCCACGUCGGGCUGCCGGCUAAGUCUGGCGUCGCCGGUGGGAUUCUGCUGGUCGUACCAAACGUGAUGGGCGUCAUGUGUUGGUCUCCUCCUCUGGACAAGCUGGGCAACAGCGUCAGAGGAAUCCAGUUCUGCACG
Molecule: messenger RNA, 729 nt
Organism: Paralichthys olivaceus (Japanese flounder)
Lineage: Eukaryota; Metazoa; Chordata; Actinopteri; Pleuronectiformes; Paralichthyidae
Source: RefSeq, a predicted model, not a curated record